Molecule: messenger RNA, 3526 nt
Organism: Colletes gigas
Lineage: Eukaryota; Metazoa; Arthropoda; Insecta; Hymenoptera; Colletidae
Product: E3 ubiquitin-protein ligase TRIM33-like
Exons: 11
Coding region: 103-3297 (1064 amino acids)
Molecular function (GO): protein binding; zinc ion binding
Source: RefSeq, a predicted model, not a curated record
AGCAUGGUGGACCAUGGCGCUACACAGUUCAAGAAAAAUAUAUUUUCAUAAAUUGUAAAAACGAUUCUUGUGUGUAGCCAUUUAUGCUUCAAUACUUUUAACAUGGAGUCUCGAACAAACGAGAUUUUAACAACAGGCUCGAUAGCAACGGUUAAAGAAGAACCACAAGACCAAACUGGCGCAAAGCAAGACUUGCAACAAUCUCAAGUACAGGGCGUUUGCAUUGAAGAAGAGUGCGAACAGCGUAUCGAGUGCACUACCGAGAGCCAGGAGAAUGAAACGCGUGCAUUUUUAUCAAAAUGUGUGUUCUGUGGGAAAACAUUUGCCUUUGGUGACGAUCCGAAACUUUUAGAAUGUUUACAUGCAGCAUGCUGUGCAUGUGUCAACAGUAAAUUGAGUGAUCACAAUACAUCGGUCGACGUGGAUGUUUUGUUGGAGAGCAAUGUGGUUGCUUGUCAAAUUUGUAAUGUUACCACUCAAGCGGACAAUUUAAUCGAGAACAGAUUUCUUUCAAAGUUUAUAGAAGAAGAUUGUAGUCCAGGUACCGAUGACGAAUCUAAAGAAACAGAAGAAGAAAAAAAGUGUACCAGCUGUCAUGAUAAUGCUAAUGCUACGAGCUGGUGCGUAGAAUGCGAAGAAUUUAUCUGUCAGAACUGUGUUAUGGCACAUCAAAGAUUAAAAAUAACAAAGGAUCAUACCAUUAAACCAAAGGACGAAGUUGCCAAUGAUAGAGAUAAUGUUAAAAAGAACAACAAAAAGAUACCUGGCUAUUUAUUUUGUACAAUUCAUUCGCAUGAACAAUUGUCUUUAUUUUGUCAAACGUGUGAUAAACUUACUUGUAGGGACUGUCAGUUAAGUGAACAUAGAGAUCAUAAGUACAAAUUCAUUCAUGAAAUUGCUGCCGAAACACGUGCUUCUGUAUCAACUUUACUUAAAGAAGUUAGUUAUAAACGAGUUUUACUGAAAAGCGCAAUGAAAGUUAUAGAGGAUAGGCAAGUUCUUAUUCUAGAAAAGAAAAAAAAUUUAGUACAAGAUAUAACACAAAUGGUGGUGCAGUUAACAAAUGCAAUUAAUACACGAGGGAAGCAAUUAGUUAUGCGUUUAAAUGAAGUUUGUGAUCAAAAGCAAAACACACUAAAUGAAAAGAAAGUUGCUUUAGACCAAUUAUCAAAGCUUACAGAUCAUUGUAUUCAAUUUGUAGCUCAUGCUUUAAAAAAGGGUACAGACAUGGAAUUACUUUACAGUAAAAAAUCUGUUACAAGUCAUUUGCAAAGAAUAAAAAGCAGACGAGCUGACAUUCCAAAUCCAGAAAUACCUGUUAGAAUACAUUUAUCCUUGGAAAAAGUACCAGACUUGAUAAAAGUUGUUUCAUCGAUUGGAGCAAUAGUCGUGGAUGGUCGAGUAUAUCCUUCAAUAUCUCCUUUGGCCGGGAUAAAUACACCAUCUAUGUCAUACAAUGAAUCUCAAUCGGAGCAGAAACAAACAACUAAUUUAACAAAUACACCCAUGGAUGGCUCUCCUAUAGCUGCACAAUUACCUCCUACGACGCAGCAAUCAAAUAAUAUACAACAAAAUUCCUAUCAACAAGUGCCUCUUCAUUUAACGCCUCAACAACAACAACAACAAAUUGUGCCACAACUACAGCAGCCGCAGCAGCAGCAACAACAGCAAUCGCAGCAGCAGCAACAACAGCAAUCGCAGCAACAGCAACAAGCACAAUCACAAAAUUAUAUUCAACAUUAUAAUAUGACUAAUAUGCCACCUCGAUCAUCACCGCAAGCACAUCAACCACGUGUGCCAUAUACAGUUAACUUUAAUAACAGAUUACAGCAACCACUAAUGAUGCAGCAACGUCCAUUGGGGAGUUGUCACCAACAAGUAACAUCAUCUACACAUCCUCAUCAACAAGUUCACAUAGAUCAGCUUGGACAAAAUACAAGUUUGCGUGGGCUUCUUGCACAUAAUCCUCCACCCUACCGUCCGUCUACAAAUCAUGUACCAUAUCGAUUACCACCUUAUAGGUAUCCUUCAAAUAAUUCUCAACGACCGGCACCGCAACAUACGUAUCAGCCAACGAAUACAUCUAUGGUAUCUGGUGUAAGACUCCAACAAUGUAAUCCAACUUCACCAUCCACGCAACAUUUAAAUUAUUCUGUGCCGCAACCUGCUACAGCUCGUUGGCACAUACCCCAAAAUGUUAAUCCCUGUCUUCCUUAUUAUCCAUCCCGUCAUCAAGUUACACCCCCAAUGCCAGUUCCUAUCAACGAUACUUACAAAAUAACAUUAAAAAAUCAACAAUCAAACGUUAAUCAAAAAUAUAAUACACAAACAAGUACUGCUACUGAUAAUCAGCCUCAAUCACAAAAUUCGGUAUCUGUUGGUCAUACGGUCAGCUCGUCGGUACCUAAAACGCCUAGCCCUGUACCCCCUGGAAAAUCAGAUGAAACAGAAAAAAGUUUGGAUAAGUUUUGCCAAAAAUCUUUAAACGAUUUAAUGCUUACUAUUGCAAAAUUAGAUAGUAAUGGAAUCAUGGUGAUACCAGAAGCCCAACGAAAUCAAUUGGAUUCUGCUCAAGUAGAUAGUUCAACUGAUGAGGGAAUGAAUCCAAUGGCUGAAAAUUCAUCAGAUAAUUCAAAAAAUGCUGCAGCAUCUAUGACAAAGGAUGAUCCUAACGAAGACUGGUGUGCAGUAUGCAUGGAUGGAGGUGAUGCAGUACUAUGUUGUGAUAAAUGCCCAAAAGUCUUCCACUUAUAUUGUCAUAUUCCUAGCUUAAAAUCGUUUCCUGAUGAAAGUGAAACCUGGCAAUGUAUGUUAUGUACAAAUGUACUUGAUUGCUCGGAUGAAUCAUCAGGAGAAAAAAGGCCAAACACGAUGAAUACGAAAGAGUUACGAAUUGCACAAAGAAUUGUGCUGGAACUUUAUUGUCAAUAUGAGCAAAGUUUACCCUUCCGUGAAGUUGUUUCUAAUGAGAUAGUUGAUUAUCAUCGUAUUAUAAAGAAACCAAUUGCAUUAGACGUAAUUAGAGAUAAAUUAAAACCUGAUCACCCAAAUUAUUACACGGAUUUAAGGCAAGUUAUGGCAGACAUCAGAUUAAUGUUCAAGAAUGCUUUUACAUACAACCCUGUUGAAUCACAAGUGUAUCAAGAAGCUCGCAAUUUAGAAGAAUUUUUUGAGAAACUGUUACUGAAAUGGGCGCCAAAUUAUGCUUACGAUGAUCCUUUUCUUUCAGCUGAUAAAGACGAAGACGAGGAAGUAUUCCCACCUAAUAGAAAAUACCGACGCAUAGUGACUGAUUAAUUUUCAUUUCUCAUAAUUGAACACUUGAAAGAGUGUGCUAUUUUUAAAACGCGUAGCAGAAUUAUAUUUCAAAGCAGUCCAUGGAUAUUUCUUAUUUACAUUAAAUAUGGCUUCUCGUGUUUAAUAAAUUGAUAUAGCACAUUAUAGUUAUUUUAAAAAUACUAACAAAGCAAUUGAACUCAAUACAGACAUUUAUAAUUGUAGCAUAAUAUUGUUCGAGUUUUUUUAA